Xyrauchen texanus (razorback sucker) is the source of this 639-nucleotide messenger RNA. RefSeq names its product E3 SUMO-protein ligase ZBED1-like. The transcript has 2 exons. The record is from RefSeq and is a predicted model, not a curated record. The coding region runs from base 1 to 639 and encodes 212 amino acids. NCBI's taxonomy places the organism in Eukaryota, Metazoa, Chordata, Actinopteri, Cypriniformes, Catostomidae.
AUGGUGCCCAUAUACACUGUGGAAAAGCCGGGGUUUAUUAACAUGCUUAAAGUUGUCGACCCCAGGUAUGUGCUACCAAGCCGCAAAUAUUUUGCCGAAGUUGCCUUGCCUCGCCUGUACAACAGUACUCGUGAUAAGAUCGCUAGAGAGCUGGAGGGUGUGUCGUUUUACUCUGCCACAACGGACCUGUGGUCCAGUCGAACGAUGCAGCCCUAUAUGAGUUUGACUGUGCAUUAUAUUGACGACUGGACUCUGCGAAGCGUCUGCCUUCAAACAGCGUACUUUCCCGAUGACCAUACAGGUGAAAUAAUUGCGCAGGGGCUAAAAGAUGCUUUGACUUCAUGGAACCUUGAUGAAGAACGACUCAUCUGUAUGACAACAGACAGCGGCACCAACAUAUUAAAAGCUCUGAGAGACAAUGAGUGGCCCAACCUCCAGUGCUUUGGACAUAAACUGCACAACGCUAUAGAGAAUGGUGUGAAAGACCCACGAAUCGAUCGUGCCAUUGGGGUUUGUAAAAAGGCGGUUGCUGCCUUUUCCUAUAGUUGGAAAAAAAGAAGAGAGAUGGGUGAAGUACAGGCUGAGCUUGGUCUACCCAGUUAUCAGCUGGUAACGGAGUCCCAAACCAGAUGGGGUUGA